GCUGCGCAUGAUUGUGGUGACCGUGGUGACGCAACCAGCGUUUCAUGCGCAUUGGUUGCUAUGAUACCGGCAAAUGUUUAAUUAAUAAAAUAAUUGCUUAUAAAAUAAAAAUUAUUGUGUAAAUUCCUAUAAUGGCUGAAGAGGAGGAAGCCGAAAUUGUUGUUGACAUAAAUAAUGAUCUGGAAAGGAGAAUAGCAGAUGUUUUUGAAUUGUUUGAUCAUACGGGAACUAAAAAGGUAGAUAUUCGAGACAUUGCAACAGUUUUACGUGGCUUGGGCUGCUGCCCCACUGAAGCUGAAAUUCAGGAAGUUAUGGUUGCAAUCGAAGAUCCGAAAAAUCCGGAUAUCGUUCAUAUGCAAACUUUUCUGCCUUAUGCCGCCCAAUUAAUCACAGAACAUAAGUAUGAACCCGCCACUCCUGACAAACUAUUAGACGCUUUUCAUGUUCUUGAUCCUGAAGGACACGGCUAUCUCGCAAAAGAUUUUUUUAUGACGAUAAUGAGUCAAGAUGGUGAACCUUUUAAUGAGGAUGAAAUAGCGGAAAUGAUGGAAAUUGCAGUCGAUCCUUACACACAGAAAGUUCCUUACGAAUAUUACAUUAAUCAGUUGAUGCAUGAUCCUGAAGGCGAAGCUUAUAUUUACCGAUUAGCUGACAGAGUGGAAGACGAAAGAGAAAAAACACCACCCCCACAAACCUUUUCCCAAGUUCUUGCUGCAAUGGCAAACACUGCCGAUGUAUAAAUGGUCAAACAAUGCACUUUAUCAUUUUAAAUAUUUUUUAUUAAAUCCUUAAUAAUUA
Molecule: messenger RNA, 798 nt
Organism: Agrilus planipennis (emerald ash borer)
Lineage: Eukaryota; Metazoa; Arthropoda; Insecta; Coleoptera; Buprestidae
Product: dynein regulatory complex protein 8-like
Exons: 4
Coding region: 132-740 (202 amino acids)
Molecular function (GO): calcium ion binding
Source: RefSeq, a predicted model, not a curated record